Molecule: messenger RNA, 1146 nt
Organism: Leptidea sinapis
Lineage: Eukaryota; Metazoa; Arthropoda; Insecta; Lepidoptera; Pieridae
Product: retinol dehydrogenase 11-like
Exons: 1
Coding region: 173-1108 (311 amino acids)
Source: RefSeq, a predicted model, not a curated record
AAUGAUCCGAUCAAUCGAAUAGAUGUCAUUCAGUUACCGGCUGACUACACGGGCGUAGUUACAGCUCUGGUUUCUUUAAUUAAUCCAAAUAAUCUACAGUCGCCAACGAUAACACUAUCAAUAUCUGUUGUAAUUACAUAACUAUUACUAGUAUCUCACGACAAACGCUAUAAUGUGGCUAUUUUGGUUCUUGCUAACAAUUGUCUUGAUAAAGCUGUUCAACAAAGUUACUUCCGGGAAAUGUUACGACGAGAAAGUGAUGAGUGGUGAAGUGGUUGUCGUGACAGGUGCAAGUGGAGGUAUAGGGUACGAGACCGCGCUAGAGAUAGCCCAAAGAGGCGCUAAAGUGAUUAUCGCGUGCCGUGAUGCGGCGAAAGGACAACGCGCCGUUAACGAAAUAACAAAGCGAACCAAAAACACUAAAGUACGUUAUAUGCAUUUGGAUCUAACCUCACUGGCGUCAGUAAGGAAUUUUGUGGAAGAGCUGAAGUCGAGUGAAGCCAAAUUGGACGUUCUGGUAAACAACGCCGGGGCGAUUUGCACAAAGCGCGAGUACACCGCGGACGGUCUUUUGAAGGAUAUGCAGAUAAAUUACUUCGGGCCGUUCCUUCUUACUGUACUUCUAGUGUCGUUGUUGAAGAAGUCUGCGCCAAGUCGUAUUUUGGUUGUAUCGUCCGCGUGGCAUAAGUUUGGCACCGCAGAAGACAUAAACGACAAGAGGUAUUGUUACAUCCAAAGUUAUGCGAACAGUAAAUUUUGCAACGUGGUUUUUAGCAAGGAGUUGGCGAGACGCUUGGCGCAUACCGGAGUGGUCGUGAACAGCCUGAAUCCAGGACAAGUGAACACAUCUUUGUACAAAAGCUCUAGUUUUUUGGAAAGAUUGCGUAGUUUACUUCUGUAUUUCUUUUUCAAGACGCCAAACGAAGGCGCUCAAACGUCUCUAUACGUUGCUGUCUCGGACUAUUGUGACCAAGUAACUGGAAAGUAUUUUGAAGACUGCGCCGAAGCUUCGCCAAGUGCUAGAACAGAGGAUAUUGUGCUCGCAAAGAAAUUGUGGCAAUUGACUGAGGGACUCGUAAAAUUAACCCCGGAGGAAACUUCGCUUUAAAGAUAAAUGUCUUUUGAUAGUAAAUAUUAAAAAUAUGA